AUGGCGCUCUCCAUAAGGAAGACGGUUUUGACAGUUCUAUUAUUUGGUCUGAUGUGUGCUGUAUCCAGCCAUGUGUUGGAACUCGACGAAAGAUUUUUAGAAGUUCAUAAAGAAGCCCCUUGGCUUGUUGAGUUUUAUGCUCCAUGGUGUGGUCACUGCAAGAAACUGGAGCCAACCUUUCACCAAGUGUCGCUGUCUCUCCGUAACACACCAGUGAAGGUCGGCAAGUUGGAUUGCACUCGGUUCUCCAGCGUGGCCUCAGAGUUCGGAGUAAAAGGAUUCCCUACUAUAAAAUUUUUUAACGGAGAAAAUAUCUACACUCACAAAGGGGAUAGAUCAAAAGAAGACAUCUUGGAGUUCGUAAAUAGAGCCAAAGGACCUGCAGUACGUAAUCUAGCAAGUAAAGGGAAGUUUGAUGAGGCCAACAAUCAACACAAAGACUCGGCUUUCUUCCUCUACCUGGGCCGACAAGACCCUGUCGACGACAUGUUUAGCAAGUACAGUAAUGUGGCAGAACAGAUGCUUAUCCAAUCUUACUUCUAUGCGGCCAAUCCUACAGUCCUCCCUAAUAAUAUAAAGCCAGCUGUAGUGCCGACAGUAUUAGCCUUUAAAGAUCAGGAAGUGGUAGAAUAUCAAGCUCCAGAUGGUAUAGUCACAAUGUCCAGUCUCCAGGACUGGGUUAACUCAGAACGUUUCCCAGCAUUCCCCCUGGUCACUGGAGCCAACAUAAAUGACAUCGCAGAAAGUGGGAAGAUUAUGGUCAUAAUGGUGUAUAAUGAUGAAGAUUCAAAGAGCAAGACGGACAGCGAAAGAAUCAAAGACAUGUUGAAGUUAUUGGCUACACAACACAAGGACAGAUUUCACAGGGGAUUCCAAUUCCUGUGGAUGUCUGACAUUGAGACUGUUAACAGUAUUGCCAUGUCCUUUAUGAAGGGUCCAGUGUUGAUGAUGCUGAAUCCUACCACUCAUUACUACUACAUUCCUUCAACUCCCGUAGCGGAGAUCACUGUACAGGAACUCAUGCAGUACCUGGAGGAUGUCCGCGACGAAAAAGUUCCUGCUCUUGGAGGAACAGGUUUUUUCCAAAGACUGAAGAGAAUCUUCUACGACCUUAUUGUUAUGGUGGUGGGAGUCUGGCAGUCCUCGCGAUGGCUAUUCCUUCUGAUGUUUGGCCUCCCUACCACUGUGAUUAGUGUCGUCUGCUACAGCCUGUGCUGUAUGGACACAGUAGAUGAUUUACCAGAGAGUGACGACGAGAACUCCGACGAAGAACAUGAAGUACUACCUCAUGCUCAACAAGAAUCUGCUGAUACUGAACAACAAAGUGCAGUACCAGGACAUGAGAAAUCAGAAUGAUGCAUGAUGGGAGAAUCCAGAGUCAACCAAUGCAUGAUGGGAUAGUACAAUUGAGACCAGUGGUGUUCAGAUAGAAUUCAUCAACACCAUAAUUGACAUCACCAUAGCAACAGGGUGACAUCAGUAUAUGACUCUGUGUAACCUCAGUUACCAUAUUCAAUAUGAUUUCAGUGAAAUCUAACAUUUUCUUAGUAAUUUAUAUGGAAAGAGUUUCUACUUGAAUUAUGUGGAGAUGCUUACAUGAGACUUAUGAAAAUAGAAAGUAGGAUUUGAAAUUGAAAAAAGAAGAUAUGUAAAUUGAUACAGUGGACAGAAGUUUAAACCGGACUCUGUGCAAUACAGAUAUCUGCCUAAUCUGGUCAAAUUAUUAAGUCCCAAUUCCAACAAUGUUAUAAAAUGGAAUCUCCAUAAUCAGGAACUCUCUGCAAACAGGCCAGAUUCUUUGAUCCCAAAGGAGUCCGGUUUAGACAGAUUCUACUGUAUACUUUUUAUGUAGGAGGCGUAUUGUGUGGAUAUAUUGAGUAAAGUGAUUGUACAGGGAGGGUUUCAUGAAGGUCAGCUAUUCCCAAGAAAUACAGAGGAUACACACACAAAGGGACUGGGGAUCUUAUUACAUCAAAUACAUGCAGAUACUUUUAAAAUAAUUUUAAAUAUCAGUACAUCAAGCCAUGAUAUCAAGAUAUCAUUGCAGCCUCACUAGUGAGGUACAUCAAAUAUCACUACUGACAUCAUGUUGACCUUGUUCACUACUGACAUCAUGUCAACCUUACUACUGACAUCAUGUUGACCUCACUACUGACAUCAUGUUGACCUCACUACUGACAUCAUGUUGACAUCAGUGGUGACAUCAUGUCAACACUACUGACAUCAUGUUGACCUCACUACUGACAUCAUGUUGACAUCAGUGGUGACAUCAUGUCAACACUACAGACAUCAUGUUGACCUCACUACUGAUAUCAUGUUGACCUCGUUCACAACUGACAUCAUGUUGACCUUGUUCACUACUGACAUGUUGACCUUGUUCAAUACUGACAUCAUGUUGACCUUGUUCACUACUGACAUCAUGUUGACCUCACUACUGACAUCAUAUUGAC
This is a messenger RNA of Ylistrum balloti, 2450 nucleotides long. RefSeq names its product protein disulfide-isomerase TMX3-like. Gene Ontology annotation, molecular function: protein disulfide isomerase activity. Bases 1 to 1356 code for a protein of 451 amino acids. Gene Ontology annotation, biological process: peptidyl-cysteine oxidation. The transcript has 14 exons. Lineage: Eukaryota; Metazoa; Mollusca; Bivalvia; Pectinida; Pectinidae. Gene Ontology annotation, cellular component: endoplasmic reticulum. The record is from RefSeq and is a predicted model, not a curated record.